Messenger RNA from Pseudonaja textilis, 4657 nucleotides. Lineage: Eukaryota; Metazoa; Chordata; Lepidosauria; Squamata; Elapidae. The record is from RefSeq and is a predicted model, not a curated record.
UGUGGACUUAGCACUCCAUGACCAAGUUCACCUACUAGAAUGUGCCUGGUUAGAGAUAUUGAUGAUUGGCCUAGUGUGGAGAUCUAUGGAGCAUCCCGGAAAGCUGCUGUUUGCCCCCAACUUAUUGUUGGACAGGAAUCAAGGAAAAUGUGUUGAAGGCAUGGUAGAAAUAUUUGACAUGCUGCUGGCCACUUCUUCUCGCUUUCGAAUGAUGAACGUCCAGGGAGAAGAAUUUGUAUGCCUUAAAUCUAUCAUCCUACUCAAUUCUGGGAUAUACACAUUUCUUUCUAGCACCUUGAAAUCCCUGGAGGAAAAAGAGCAUAUCCACCAUGUUCUAGAUAAGGUUACUGACACUUUGAUGCAUUUAAUGGCCAAAUCUGGCCUUUCCCAACAGCAGCAACAUAGGCGCUUGGCUCAGCUCCUCCUCAUCCUUUCCCACAUCAGGCACAUGAGCAAUAAAGGGAUGGAGCAUCUGUAUAACAUGAAGUGCAAGAACGUGGUCCCACUUUACGAUUUAUUGCUGGAAAUGCUGGAUGCUCACCGUCUGCAUGCUCCUGCCACUAGGAACACGCCUCACAGUGAAGAGGAGAUUUCAAACCAGCUGGCCAUGGCACCUGCUUCAAUGCAUUCCUUACCACCUUGCUAUGUGAACAAACAGGAAGAAGAAACCGUGCAAGAAGCAGUCUGAAAUCAGAUUGCAAACAGCCUACAGGAUUCUGAGCAUCUCAUCAAAAAAAUCACCCGGCUUAGAUGAACUGGUACCAUGUCUAAGCACUCCAAUACUCAACAAUCACCAGUGAUUCCGAAAACAAUGAUGGUCAACUUCAUUAAUGGCAAAAAAAUUCAUAACUUUGGACAUAAUAGGUGGUUUCAUUUUCUUUAAAAAGUGUGUUUGUGUUAGCAAGACACAAGCUUAAGGAUUCCUGUACUCUGUUUGCUGGUAUCAUAUAGAGAAGUUGGACGAUCUUUCAUUUUUAAAUCAAUUGGGCAAAAAUCCCAGCUGAGUUGAGUAGGUGAUGUUUACAUGUAAUUUUUAUUGGCUGUCUGGUGGAUACAAGAAAAGUACACCACCCAGAUACAGUAUACAAAGCAAUGGUGGUUAAGGACUAAGAUUCUGUUAGACUCCCAUUAAAAAAAAAAACUAAGAGAAAGCAGAAGGGAAAAUAUGAAUUUAAGAUGUUUCUGUUGGGAUUCAUUCCUUUCAGUGAUACAUAUACAAUAUUCAAAUAGGUUAAUCUAUCCUCUCAAACUUUGUAGGCUGCUCCAGUUUAUUUCAGGAAAAAAGCCCCUCAGUUAACUUAAAAUAACUUAAAAUAACUGUGAGAUUAAGCUAAACUCUUGUGGUAUCUCCAAGGGGGCUGACUCAGCCCUACAGGGUUUCCAUAGUAAAGAUAAACAGGUGGACUGAAAAUUCAUAUUAUCAUUUAAAAAAAAAACUGACAUAAUUCAAUUCAUCGGCCCGCUAAAUUCACAAUGAGGGUCCAAAUGUUACAGAUUUCUCCCCAUAUCCGCCUGAGGGUGAAUUUUGGUGCUGACCAUUACUAAUAGACCAUAGCCCGAUUAAAGUAUGAAAUUGUAUCAAUUAAUUGUGAAUCACCCAAGGAUCUCUGGCUGAAAAUAUAAUUGAUCAGUUGUACAUAUUAUACCAUCUAAUUCAUAACUUAAGUGACAGAUCACAUAUGAACUGCCAACCGCCAGGAAUGGAAUAGUCUGCCCAUUCUACUUGCUUGCUUUCCACUGAAGGUAACUUUGUGGGAGAGUUGCACCUGCACAUGGUGGUAUCUGAAAUUAACUUUCAGAAAAUCCCAGGUCUAUUUAAUACAAUCAGUGCUCCACAGUAGGGAAAAUCACCUGUCUCCUUGAGCAAGGUCCUGCAUUUGCAUGUGAUACUCCCUAAUAUCUGCCAAAGCAACAGAGUCCCAAAGAUGCUUUUUCAAGAGACAGCUGGACUUUCUGGUUUUUCUUCGAAGAUGUUUGGCUUCUCAGAUGAAUCCUUCCACUCCCCACCAUCCAGUCAGAGCCGAAGAAACUUCUUGGAUGAGAAGUGAAACGUCUUCAAAGAAGAAUCAGAAAGUCCAGUUGCCUCUUGAAAAAAAGCACCUUUGGGACAAACAUGACCUAGAUCAGGGGUCUCCAACCUUGGUGACUUUAAGACUUGUGGAUUUCAACUCCCAGAAAGUCCACAAGCCUUAAAGUUGCCAAGGUUGGAGACCUCUGACCUAGAUGACUGAGAAUCUCCAUACACAAAACAACAGCUUUAUGUUGAGGCACAACCAGUGGUGAGAGAACAAUGAAGAAAGGACAAGAAAGUUGUGCACUGCAACUGAGAUCACAUCCUGUCCUUUGGGUCCUGCACAUGUUGACUCCUUCCAAGGCAAGGUGCACACAUCCAGGACAGGGCAGAUCAAAAUCUACAGAUGAUCGGCAGCAACCACUUUUGUUAAAAUGUAUUCCCUCUCCAAAUACAUGCCUAAAUGUUGUGGAUCUCCUCUGGUUUUUACAGUGCUCCCACCAAAACUUCUAGUAGCCUGAGCUUGGUUGCUAGUGGCCUUGUUUUUUAUUAAUACCAUAAAGAACCUAUUUUCAAAACAUAAAAAGAACAAAAAUCAAUGGUCCUGUUUUGACAUUUGAUAUGAAGUGCCUUGCCAAAUAUGGAUACAGAGGUAUCCUUUGAAAUAAGACAAAAAUGCCCACACUGUAUAUAUGCUGUAUAUACAAUAUAUUACAUAAUUCAUAUUAUAUUGUAAUAUAUUGCAUGAUAUAUUAACAACAAAAAGAGUUCUUGUAGGGCCAUAAUUAAAGAAAGAAAAUUUUAGUCAUUUGUACCCAGCUGUUUACUGCAAAUCUAAGAUAUUUUUAACUGGGAGUUCAGCCCCAUAGAAUGCAGUUGGACAUACUUUUGAAUAGAUAAGCAUAGGAUCAGGCUACAGUAAUAUAAUUCAGUAUUUCUAUUUUUAUAAGGGAAAACGCUUUUGCUAUUUUUCUACUGGUUCCCUAAGGGUAGAAAGGUUUCAUUGUAUUUGUUGCUUUGGUGGUGGUUGUUUUUCCCAUUCACUUCUGCUGGAUUGGAACUUCCAUCUACGACCUACAAAGAAUGCUUGGAAGCUUUCCUCCCCAUCCCAGUGAAUGGUGAACAUUUCAAGUACAGGACCUCAAUAGGUCCUUUGUAUGCCAAUUGAGUAGACUUCUGAGUAGAUAUGCAUAACCGUAACUCAGUUUCUAUCUAUCCUCAUACAAUGCAAAUGAUUAAAAUUGGUCUCAGUCUAUUUAAGUAAUGUACACUACAUUCAUUUUCCUAACCAGAAACCAUGAUUUUGUCUUGACAAAUUACAGUAACAGGCAAAUAAGGGAUGCAAAUAAUAAAGCCAGAGAUGGCAAGGGAUGGGAACAGGCCUUUAGCAUGGGAAGAUGUUUUUAGCUUUAAUGCCAGCAUACCUGGGACAGGUCCAGCUUGAGAAUUGAAACUGCUUUUGUUAAAUAUGUGAAAUGUAAGAAAAAUAUCUAGUUGUCAUUAUUGUUAGUUUGCUGGAAGCAUUGUAUUAUCCUUAUUGCUAUUGUUCGUUGAAAGCACCUUACUGAUGCAGUGUGUGUGUUUCUGUGCAUAUAAUACACACAUGCAAAGCUCACCUAUCAGACAACUGAAUGUAGCUCUUCUAUAUAACCAGUCGACAGGUUAAAAUACAACAAAACCACAGGGGGAAAAAAACCAUUUUCUGCUAUCUUUUCUCAUAUGCAAUCAUGUGUGCCUAAGGCUUAGCGAUUGUUAAAAAUCAUUAUUGCAUAUCAAAUUUUAUAUUCCUGAGAGAUAUGAGAGUGUUCACUUGGUCUAGGAGUAAACACACACAAAAAACCUUGUCCUUCAACUACGGACUUUCAUGGCAGCUAAUUCUUUUAGCUUUUUGACCACAUCCAAAGAUCAUUGACUCAAACGGGUUCCUAAUAGCAGGCAAAUAUAGGUUUGUAACCGACCUUGCUGGCUGGGGAAUUCUGGGAUUUGAAGUCCACAAGUCUUAAAGUUGCCAAAAUCAGACACCUCUGAUUUAGAGGCUCAAAGAAGAAAAGAGGGAGCUGUAAAUUUUUAUUUGGGAUUUUAUAAGGACGAUUUUUCUGUGUGCAAAACUUUUUUUAAAAUCUGAGUGUCAUUAUGGAUUCUAGCUCAGGCCGAUUUCUUGCCAACCAUCUCCACUGCUUCUUUUGGGGCAUUGCAAGAUGUACUUAGCCCCUCUGGUCAAGUUCUCGUUACUCACAACACAUCUAUAAAUAGAUUGAUCACUGACUGCUGGGGGAAGAGACUUAGUUGAAGAAUUGUGCCCUUCAGUGAAAUGGCAAUAGCCAUUCUGCUUUUCCAGCCAGAUAUGAAUCUGUAAUUUUGGGGACUAUUGAGAAAUUCUUCACCACGAAGGAAUCUCAGUGAGAGGAAAAUGGCGUGAGAACACAAAUUAACAGCUGCAAUCUCAUAGCUGUAGAAAGCUCGGGAUUCUACUGCUCUUUAAGUCCUUGAGAUAAAAUUGCCCCAUGUUUUGUGCAAAUAAGGCAGUCCCUCCCACGAUUGUCCUCUUAAGCUCCAGCUAAGAAACAUUCACCUUUUGUGAUGUUUUGAUAGCCAGGAGAAAGAAAGACACAUCAAGCAGCUCUGGAACAAGAGAAGCUGCCCAGA